CUGCGCAUGCGCAGUGCAAAACGACGACGCAGCCUCCGCCGAAUCCGGCAUUGCCACGGUAACUGUGCUACUUCGUUCAGCCGCACUGAUUUUUUAUUUUUAUUUCUUUUUUCCAUUUUCCUCAAAAGCCUUCCCCACGGAACAGCCAGACCGCUACCGACACAGAAAACCGAUAUGGUGAAACUAGGCAGCACUCUGGGUGAGAAGGUGGAGAGAGAGUCAUCUCUGGAGGAUGGCUUUGAUAACAUCCCUCUGAUCACGCCACUGGAGGUUAACCAGCUCCAGAAGCCAUUUCCAGAUAAGGUCAUCGUCAAAACAACCACUGAGUAUCAGCUGCAGAAGAAGCAAAAGAAGAAAAUGUACAUGCCAAGCAUUAAGAAGUUGAACAUUAACCUUUAUGACGAGGUGUCAGAGAAGGUCAAGCUCACAGGACUUAUUCUUAUCACAUUGGCAUUCCUUGCGUGUCUGCUACUGCUGGUUAUGUAUAAAGCUCUGUGGUAUGACCAGCUUAGCUGCCCUGAGGGCUUCAUCCUCAAGCAUAAGCACUGCACCCCGGCCGCGCUGGAGAUGUACUACCCGGAGCAGGAUGCAGGCUCGAGGGGAAGCCUGUACACCGCCAUCAGCCAUCUGAAUCCAGCUAAGAAGGCUCUCCCUGAGCUCUCAUCUCCCUGGCUGCCUGUCAUCAAUGCCAUGAAGGAAUCCAAGAAGGCCAAGGGGGAGGCGAGCCACUCCCAGCAGUGAGGGCUGGAGAGAGGGGAUGGUGGAGGAGGAGCUAUGACAGAGAGGUUAUGUGUAUGUUUGUUUGAGUGAAAGAGGAAGUACAGUGUUUAGAGGAAGAGUGUGUGUGUGUGUGUGUGUGUGUGUGUGUGUGUGUGUGUGUGUGUGUGUGUGUGUGUGCUGAUGUUGCCUCUAUCUAUGUCCUAAGCAUCCAGGCAUUCAGACAACAUCAGAUAUGUCUUUAAUAGGCUGAGAGGAGCUCCCAAGCCGAGAAGCCUGACAAAGUCAGCAGAUCUCUCUACCUUACUCAUACUUGACAAUACAAACACUAUCAGUUCUUCAGAAACUGUCUCGCUAUAUUAACUCAAAUGUAGAUAUUAGCAACUCGUUCUUUAGAUUCAUAACUUCAUGUUCUUUGACUCAUUGUGCUGUUGUGGCUUCAUUCGUUUUGUGCUUUUCACCAUUUCCACGUUAAUUAGCUCUCGCUCGUUUUAUGGUGAAAGUAAUUUAGCUUAGCAGAACAACCCAUGCAUGGUGUGUAAAAUGUGCUCUCAAAAAACCUAAGGUGCAACAGGAAAAAAACAGCAUUCAUACGAUAAAAACAGUUUCAAUCACAGUUAAGUCUGAAUCAUAAUCUAUACAUUUUUCUCCUUAAUAAAUCUUGCUGAAACAUGUGAUCUGUUAAUAAAUAUAAUAAAACUAGCAAGCCAUGUUUUGCUUUAUGCAUAGACAUACUUUAUACCCAUGUAGAGAUUGCUGUAUAAUCACUGGCUGUUUACAUGAAAAUGAAAAAUUGCUGAAUGUAAUGUGAAAUACAAGUGAACAGGAUUUUUGAUAUGUAUUUAACACUUCAUGUAUCGUGAUUUUUUUUUCUCGUUUGUUUGAAUGGAAUUAAAUUUGUGCCAGAAGUAUUGAACGUAACGUUUCAAGAAACAAACAAAAAUAUACAGUGAGAGAGAAGAAAAGACUCUGAAACUGAAAACAGUGAACUCGGUGGCAAAAAUUCAACAUGGUCUUCAAAUAAACAGCAUUCUUUGUUAACAGUGUUCUAAGCUUCUUUUUCACUAAUCAUGGUUUAUGAAACCACUGCCAGAGUUUUUAUUUAUGCUUUCAAAGUUUUUGUUUAUGCUCCGCAAGUUUACGUUCGCCAUUCUGACACAAACCUCUCAUGUGGGCGGGGCUUAACAGAUUUACUCUCAUUGGCUAGUGACAACGACGACUUUCCGUGCCGCUCCUGAGAGCUCAUCUUGAAAAAAUAGUCGUAUGAGACUACCCAAACUUCAAAUAUGAAUUACGAACUAAUAUACUGACUAAGUAAGUAAUUUCUACUACUAAGUACAAACGCUAUAACUAUACAGAGAACCUCAUCCAGAACACUCUCCAAAAUUCACAGCACUGGUCAGGGAGCCAUCAAUCCAAAUCUCAUUAGCCAAUGACAGUAAAUUGUUGUUAAGCCCCACCCACACGUGAGAUUUGUGUCAGAAUGGCGAACGUAAACUUGCGGAGCGUAAUCUAAAAUUUUGUACCUAAACUCUGGUAGCGUGUUCAUAAACCAUGAUUAGUGAAAAUUAAGCUUUGAAAACUGUUCACAAAGAAUACUGUUUAUUUGAAGACCAUGUUCAAUUUUUGUCACCAAAUUCAAUGUUUUCAGUUUCAGAGUCUUUUUCUUCUUUCUCAUUGUAUAUUUUUAUCCGCUUCUUGAAAACUUAUGUGCAAUACUUUUGGCACAAAUUUAAUUCCAUAUGUUUGUGUUUGUUUAUUUGUGCUCUAAUGGACAUUUCCCAUAAAAUUCAAGCCACCAGCAACUGUAGACGUAUUUCAUAAAAACAUCCUGUUGUGCACAGUCAAGAAUGUGAAAUUAAAACCACAAAAUUAAGUGACAGUGUCCUUAUGUAUGUAUUUAAAGGACCCUGUUAUGAAUGUGCUAACUUACCUAUCUCCGAUUUCCAUCUUUAGCAAUUUCCAUCAAUUUGCUUUGAUUGUACCUUACCAUCAUGUAUAUUUGACCUUGAAAUAUUAAUUGUUUAUUUAUUUAUCAUUUUUGUAAGUAUUCAUCUGUAUAACUUUUGGUUAUUUAUUUGCUGUAACUAUUUAAUUAAUUGUAUUACACUUCAAUAUGUUAAGCUGGAAAUUUAUUUUAUAUUUAUUUUCUUACUUUGUUUUUUGGUGUAUAUUUUUACUGGAAGAGAAUGGUUACUGUGAGAUCCUUUUAAAAAGUAGCUACCGAUGUUAAUUCUCCACUAUUAAGUCAUGUGUAUAUGUGUCAGUCUACUGUUAUUAACUGGCUUCAUCUUACGGAAAUAAAUACUUCAGUAUUCAGCA
Molecule: messenger RNA, 3039 nt
Organism: Ictalurus punctatus (channel catfish)
Lineage: Eukaryota; Metazoa; Chordata; Actinopteri; Siluriformes; Ictaluridae
Gene: caly
Product: calcyon neuron-specific vesicular protein
Exons: 5
Coding region: 7-741 (244 amino acids)
Biological process (GO): G protein-coupled dopamine receptor signaling pathway; endosomal transport; clathrin coat assembly
Cellular component (GO): membrane; endosome
Molecular function (GO): clathrin light chain binding
Source: RefSeq, a predicted model, not a curated record